ACUGCUCCGUUUUCUUUGCUGGACCAGGGGAGGAGGAGACGUGGCGUUUGGGGUUGUCCGUUUAAGUUGCCUUUUGGGUGCACAUUGGGCAUGGCGAGCUCUAGUAUGUCGUUACUGCUGGCUAGCAGCGGGAGGAGAGAAAGCGCAAAUUGAUUCUGUAUACGUAAGCUUGCGGGUAAGCGAGCGUCAGGCCGACAGAUGAAUACCAUGGCUCACAGGAGUCCCCAGAGAUGCUUUCCUUUAUCAUUGUUUUUCAUUUUAUUAUUUUAUUUUGCAUCUCUGGGAACUGUUUGGGGUUCCGGGAAUGUUCAGAGAGACUGGGUUCCCUCCCCUUCUGCAUUUGUGCAAGACUUGCUAUCCCGCUAUGGAACCAAUGAUACACUGUCCCUACAACAACUUAAAACACUUCUGAAUCACCUGGAUGUUGGAAGAGAUUAUAAUGUCAGUAAAGCUAAACCAGAAAAUGAGAGCCUGUCUCAGUGCUUCUCCUCAUCGUCAUUGUUCCAGGUACACAAUUUCUCAUCAACAAGGCUGCUUGACAGCCAUGGCUUAAAGGAAUUCUGCCCAACAAUCCUGCAGCAGCUACAGACGCAGGAUUGCAAAGACAACCUACAAGAAAUGCAGGAAGACAAACCACCUUCAGAAGAAGGAAAGCCAUCAGCUGCUGAGGUGUGGGGUUUUGCUUUUCUAAGUGUGACAAUAGUGAAUAUGUUCGCCCUGACUGGAAUUGUCUUCAUACCCUGCUUGAAGAAAAGGUUUAUGCGUUUGGUGCUGAUCUAUUUCAUCGCACUUUCAGUUGGAACCCUCUUCUCCUCUGCGAUGUUCCAGCUCAUCCCUGAGGCAUUUGGAUUUGAUCCCAAAGAACACUAUUAUGUUUACAAGUCUGCAAUGGUUUUUGGUGGAUUUUAUCUCUUCUUCUUCACAGAAAAGGUGCUGAAAAUGGUGUUGAAACAAAAAGAUAAGAGUGGCCAUGGACACAGCCAUUACCCAUCUGAGAAAUACUCCUCCAAGGCAGAUACAGAGGAAGGAGUGAUGGAGAAGCUGCAGAAUGGAGAGACUGCCCAUCCUUCUUAUGAUGAAGAAUCAAAGCACUUCAGCCUGGCAAUUGACAGCAGGGGUCUAUCAAACAGUCCAUCUGUGCAGGAUGUGCAAGGUGCUCAGGGGUCCUGCUACUGGUUAAAAGGGACAGCAUAUUCUGACAUUGGCACAUUGGCCUGGAUGAUCACACUCAGUGAUGGUCUGCACAAUUUCAUAGACGGACUGGCGAUUGGCGCCUCCUUCACAGUUUCUGUAUUCCAAGGGGUCAGCACAUCAGUGGCUAUCCUCUGUGAGGAAUUUCCACACGAACUUGGUGACUUUGUCAUCUUGCUUAAUGCUGGGAUGAGCAUUCAGCAGGCCUUAUUUUUUAAUUUCAUUUCGGCCUGCUGUUGCUACCUUGGUUUGGCCUUUGGUAUUCUGGCUGGAAGCCACUUCUCUGCUAACUGGAUCUUUGCCCUGGCUGGAGGCAUGUUUCUUUAUAUUGCUCUUGCUGACAUGUUUCCUGAAAUGAAUGAAGUCAGCAAAGAAGAAGAAGGAGGAGAUGGCAACUCUCUGGUUGCUUUUGCCAUUCAGAAUGCUGGACUUCUCACUGGCUUUUCCAUCAUGCUGUUGCUUACAAUGUACUCUGGUCAGAUCCAGUUGGGAUAAGCCUUCCCAGAACUGUCAACUCCUGCUUCUCCCAGAAGGAUACUCUAAUUGUCACUGGUCCAAAAAUGUCUGGAGCUGUCGAAAACAAAGCUUUAGAAAAUGAAGACAAGACGAAAUAUGUUCAAGAGGCAAAAAGUGGAGCAUUCGAUUUACUGUUCUUUAAAAGAACAAAAUGCUAAGUAAUGUAAAGCAGUCCCAAAUAUUAGGGGAAAAACAGAGUCUGGUAAUAUUUUUAAAAUUUGUCUGUGCUGAGACUCUGUUGCUGCUUGAUAUCAGUGAAGAUUCCCAAUACGUCUUGUUGUAAUGGUGCACAGAUGCACAUUCUUAGGAGAUUAUUUGUGAGAGCAUCUUCAAAUAUACAGGUAUAAUGUAUUCUGGGGUAGGGAAGUUAAUAGUUAGGGCAGUCAGUGCCAUCAUUUGGUUGUAUCCAUUGUCCCCCUAUCUCUGCUGUGUGCAUAUUUAUUUACCUAAUAUGCUCACGUUUACUGUGAGGUGAACUUUUCUGUAAAGAGAAACGUCGUAGUAGAAAGAACAAAGAGCUUUGUGUAUUUAAAACCUAAGAUGUCAUUUCCCGCACCAAAGGUUAAUGUGUGACUUGCUGUGUGCAUUGUUAGGGUCAUUUGUGAUUCUUUACAUGAUCUGAUUGAUUAGCACAUUUAAAGCCAAGCUGCUGUGGUCUCUCAGAUGGCGCUUGUAAUUGGUUCAUCAAAAACGUUAUUGAGUUUGAGGUAAUGUGCUUCCAAUGCAGUAACGGUCAUCACUCCAAGUUAGACAACAAUGG
This is a messenger RNA of Erpetoichthys calabaricus (reedfish), 2467 nucleotides long. It is a transcript of the gene slc39a14, whose product is annotated as solute carrier family 39 member 14. The record is from RefSeq and is a predicted model, not a curated record. Bases 199 to 1686 code for a protein of 495 amino acids. Gene Ontology annotation, molecular function: zinc ion transmembrane transporter activity. NCBI's taxonomy places the organism in Eukaryota, Metazoa, Chordata, Cladistia, Polypteriformes, Polypteridae. The transcript is spliced from 9 exons. Gene Ontology annotation, cellular component: membrane. Gene Ontology annotation, biological process: intracellular zinc ion homeostasis; zinc ion import across plasma membrane.